AAAGCGUCGGCGCGUCCGCACGCAUGCGUCCCAGAGUGGCGACGACACCAUUUUAGAGGAGGAAAGGAAAACACGGACAGUUACUAGCAGUCAGUAACAAUAUAUCAGCAGAUAAACUAAUAAUAGCUCAUGUGCGUGCGGAGAAACCGGGACAUAUAGAAGACCCCCGCGGAUCCACAGAAGAGUCGCGUUCCGACGUCCGCUCAGCGCCGGUUCGGGGUUAUUGUUGUUAUUGGUGUGUGUGAGUGUGUGUGUGUGUUCGGGAGAAACUGAAACAGUGCGGUUCUGUGCUCGGUCCAGAUGGAUGGAGACGAGGAGAUCCACUCAGAUGAUGGCAGCGCUACUCCGGUCCAGGACGAGCAGGAGGAGGCCAGACCCGCGUCACCGCAGUCUGAGGAUGAAGGCAGUGAUAACGAGGACGCCGCUCACGACCGGAGGUCUGAGAACGCAGACAGCGGCUCGGAUCACGAGGCUCGAGGAGGAGGAGACGCGAGCGAUUCAGAGCCCGAGCCGCCGCGGCCCGCAGACAGCGAGGAGGAAGAGGAGGGCAGCUCUCCUGUGAAGAGAAGAGCGAGCACCUCGGACAUCGAGGAGGAAGAGGAGAAACCACACCUAGCCAGCGACUCCGAGCCGGAGGAAACACAGAAGAGACACAGCCCUAAAUCAGACGCGGCCAGCGAUUCAGACGAGGACAAACCCAAACAGAAGACUCUGAGAGACUCUGAUGCAGAAGAAGAGGAGGAAGAGGAGGAGGGGAGGAAGAAGGAGGAAGAGGGAAAAUGGAAAGCUGUGAUGAACUCAGACAGUGAUGAAGAAGAGGAGAAACCGAAGCAGGAAGCAGGAAGUGAUGAGGAUGAAGGGCCUAAACGACGGGCUCUGGCCAGUGAUGAAGAUGAGAAGCCUGUGAAGAGGAAGAAGGCGGUUCUGUCAGACAGUGAUGAAGAUGAGGAGAAAGAGGUGAAGAAGAGCAGGCUGGUGUCUGAUGAUGAAGACUCCGGCAGUGAUGACGGCUCUGGAGCUCCUGAUAAGAGUUUAGCAGCUAAACUGAAGGAGCUGGGCUCAGACAGCGAGGAUGAGGAGGACACGAUGAAGAGAGACGCAGGGACGAAGGACGAGAAGGCUCUGUUCGGCAGCGACAGCGAGUCCGGCGACGACGAGGAAGAGAAAAUGAUCGCAGACAUCUUCGGAGAGUCCGGUGAGGAGGAAGAGGAGGAGUUUACAGGCUUCAAUCAAGAGGAGCUGGAGGCCGAGCGGCCGCAGACUCAGGCGCCGGGACACAAGAGACUGGAGGACGACUCUGAUUCAGAUGAAGACGUGGACAGAGGAGGAAAAGACAUGUCCUUCAUGUCAGACUUUGAGAUCAUGUUGGCCCGUAAGAAAGCUCAGAGCGGCAAACGCAGACGCAAUCGAGACGGAGGGACGUUCAUCAGUGACGCCGAUGAUGUCGUGAGCGCCAUGAUCACCAAAAUGACCGAAGCUGCAGAGGAGGACCGGACUCUGAACAGUCAGAAGAAACCGGCUCUGAAGAAGCUCAUGCUGCUGCCCACAGUGGUGAUGCAUCUGAAGAAGCAGGAUCUGAAGGACACGUUCAUAGACAGUGGUGUGAUGAUGGCCAUAAAGGAGUGGAUCAGUCCUCUCCCGGAUAGGAGUCUCCCAGCGCUCAAGAUACGAGAGGAGCUCCUCAAGAUCCUGCAGGAACUGCCCAGCGUGAGUCAGGAAACACUGAAGCUCAGUGGAAUCGGACGAGCCGUCAUGUACCUCUACAAACACCCCAAAGAGUCUCGACCCAACAAAGACCUCGCGCUCAAACUCAUCAACGAGUGGUCUCGGCCCAUCUUCGGUUUAUCAUCCAACUACAAGGGAAUGACGAGAGAAGAGAGAGAGCAGAGAGACCUGGACCAGCAGAUCGCCCCGCGCAGACGCCUCAGUGAGCCCCAGACGUCUGAGAGACAGCAAGAGCCAGACGUCUUUUCCCCGGCGCGCAGCUCAGGAGGACAGACUCCUCGCAGAGAUCUGGAGAAAGUGCUCACCGGAGAGGAGAAGGCGUUGCGGCCGGGUGACCCGGGUUUCUGUGCUCGAGCUCGUGUGCCCAUGCCCUCCAAUAAAGAUUACGUGGUUCGGCCCAAAUGGAACGUGGAUGUGGACUCAAACAGAAGGAGCUUUAGGAAGGGCCUCAGCCUGCUGGAGAAACACAAGCGGCGUUUUGCGGAGCAGAGGAAGCAGCGGCGGCCGCAGGGGGCCGUGAAAAUCAGCAUUGAGGGAAACCGGAUGCCGCUGUAGUUACACGCUCCUGCCUGAGGGGGCAGCUCCACUGAAGAAGGGUUUGUCGCGAGUAGAUAAACAGAUGCGGCGUUUCGCGGACAUCAAGCGCCUGACGAAGACGGGUCACGCGGUGAAGAUCAGCGUGGAGGGGAACCGCAUGCCGCUCUGACCUCCAGCUGAU
Molecule: messenger RNA, 2443 nt
Organism: Cyprinus carpio (common carp)
Lineage: Eukaryota; Metazoa; Chordata; Actinopteri; Cypriniformes; Cyprinidae
Product: protein IWS1 homolog
Exons: 17
Coding region: 301-2280 (659 amino acids)
Biological process (GO): poly(A)+ mRNA export from nucleus
Cellular component (GO): nucleus
Source: RefSeq, a predicted model, not a curated record